UAUGUCUAAACACUAACGUCAUUGUGAAAUGGCGGUCAAAUGUUGGCGUUAGUGUUUUAUGUUUAUGUGUGAUGUUUUGUAACGUUUUGUUAUAAGUUCCAAAAUGCAUAUAAAACAGGUGAUUAUUCAGGGAUUUAAGAGUUAUCGAGAACAAAUUGUUGUUGAACCAUUUGACAAAAGACAUAAUGUAGUCGUGGGUCGUAACGGAUCCGGCAAAAGUAACUUUUUCCAUGCCAUUCAGUUUGUGCUUAGUGAUGAGUUUUCACAUCUUCGUCCGGAGCAGAGACUGGCUCUGUUACAUGAAGGCACAGGACCCCGGGUGAUAUCUGCUUUUGUUGAAAUUGUAUUUGACAAUUCUGAUAAUAGAAUACCGAUUGAGAAGGAUGAAAUUUUCCUUAGACGAGUUAUUGGAUCAAAGAAAGAUCAAUUUUUCCUUAACAAGAAGGUUGUGCCUCGCUCAGAAGUUUUGAACUUGUUGGAAAGUGCUGGUCUAUCCAAUUCAAAUCCAUACUAUAUUGUGAAGCAAGGAAAAAUUAACCAGAUGGCGGUAGCCCCAGAUUCCCACAGACUAAAACUAUUGAGAGAAGUUGCCGGAACUAGAGUUUAUGAUGAACGCAGAGAGGAAUCUGUAACUAUCCUCAAAGAAACUGUUGGCAAGGUGGAAAAAAUUAAUGAUUUUCUGCAAACAAUUGAGGAGAGAUUGAAGACACUAGAAGAAGAGAAGGAAGAAUUGAAAGAGUAUCAGAAAUGGGACAAGGCUCGGAGAGUUCUGGAAUUUAUUAUACAUGACACUGAACACAGAGAAAAUAAACGGAAACUUGAAGAUUUACAAAAAAUGCGCUCAAACAGUGGCAAAGAACAACAACACUAUGCUGAUAUGGUUCGUGAAGCUCAAGAACAUGUGAGGGAAUCCAACAGAAAACUUAAAGAAGCUCGCAAAGACGUCGCAGCUGCUCGUGAAGAAAAAGACAUAUUGUCCACUGAACAACAGCAAUUGCUCAGAGAAAAGACCAAAUUGGAGCUUGGCAUCAAAGAUUUGACAGAUGAUGUGGACGGAGAUAAUAAAUCUAAGGAAAGAGCCGAAGCGGAGUUGGAGCGUCUCCGCCAACAGAUAUCUGAAAAAGAGCGUGAAUUAGAAGAACUUAAACCGAAAUAUGAAGAGAUGAAAGCACGCGAGGAAGAAUGCACCCGGGCUUUAGCGCUCAAUCAACAGAAAAGACAAGAAUUGUAUGCGAAGCAAGGCCGUGGGACACAGUUCACUUCGAAACAGGACAGGGAUCGGUGGAUUGAGAAGGAGCUUAAAUCGCUGAACAAGCAAAUAAAGGACAAAAAGGAUCACGAGACGAAGCUGCGCGACGACCUGCGCCGCGACGCGACCAAGCUCACGGAGCUGGAGAAGCGCAUCGAGGAGAUGACCAAGGAGAUGGAGAGGCAGCGCGUGGCCAUCGACGAGCACAACAAGCAGUACUACGAGUGCAAGAAGAGAAAGGACCAGGAGCAGAGCACGAGGAAUGAAUUGUGGCGAAAGGAAACUACACUGACACAGAAUUUGUCAUCAUUGAAGGAAGAUUUGGCUAAGGCUGAUCAAGCCUUAAGAUCAAUGGCUGGAAAGCCAAUUCUCAACGGGCGUGACAGUGUACGUAAAGUUCUAGAAACUUUCCAAGAGCGAGGCGGCGAGUGGGCUAAAAUCGCGACUCAAUACUAUGGGCCUGUUAUUGAGAAUUUCACUUGCGAUAAAACUAUUUACACUGCUGUCGAGGUAACAGCAGGCAACAGGUUAUUCCAUCACAUAGUGGAGUCUGACACAGUUGGUACCAAGAUAUUAAAAGAGAUGAACAGACAGAAUCUCCCUGGAGAAGUUACCUUCAUGCCUCUUAACCGACUGCAAGUUAGGGACAUGAUAUAUCCUAACGAUAAUAAUGCUAUUGCGAUGGUGCAGAAGCUAAAAUACGAUCCCAAAUACGCGAAGGCUAUGAAGUACAUAUUUGGCAAAACUCUGAUAUGCAGGAAUUUGGAGUGCGCUACAGAAUUGGGGAAACAGUACCAUUUGGAUUGUGUCACUUUAGAGGGAGAUCAAGUAUCAUCGAAAGGUUCCCUUACGGGUGGUUAUUUCAAUCAGUCCCGCUCUCGUUUGGAAAUGCAAAAAACUCGUUCGGAACUAAUGGAACAAAUAACAACAUUGGAACAAGAGCUCAGUACAUUGCGACAAGAGUUGAAUAAAACAGAGACCAGCAUCAAUAGUAUUGUCUCUGAGAUGCAACGGACCGAGACUAAACAGGGGAAAGCUAAAGAUAUCUUCGACAAAGUGAAAGCGGACAUUCGUCUAAUGAAAGAGGAAUUAGGUUCCAUAGAGCGUUUCCGCGGCCCGAAAGAGCGCUCUCUAGCUCAGUGCAGGUCUAGCUUGGAAGCUAUGCAGGCCACUAAGGAAGGUCUGGAGUCUGAGUUACACCAAGAACUGAUGGAGCAGCUAUCAACAGCGGAUCAAGGUAAAGUGGACGAGUUGAACGACGCCAUUCGUCGGCUCACACAAGAGAACAAGGAAGCUUUCAGCCAGAGAAUGAACUUGGAAGCUACUAAGAACAAACUUGAGAAUCUGCUCACUAACAAUCUGAUUAGACGUAAAGAUGAACUGGUGCAAGCCCUGCAAGAAAUAUCGGUCGAGGAUCGCAAGCGCCGGCUGCAGAACAGCAAGUCGGACCUGAACGCGGCCGAGAAACGGAUCAAACAGAUCAACAAAGAGUUAGAGGAAGUCGAGAGGAAAGUGCAGGCGGCUGUGAAAAAUGAGAAGGCUCUGAAACUCGAGUUGGAUAAAUGGAGGAAUAAGGAAAAGGAAGCCCAAGAUAAAAUGGAAGAGGACGCGAAGGGCUUAGAAAAGAUGGCGUCCAAGGAAGUGUUGCUGCAGGAAAAGAUACAAGAGUCAUUGGACAAAAUAGCUGCUCUCGGCACACUGUCCAAUGCGCCGGAGUUACACGCUAAAUAUGAGAAAAUGUCUCUCAAACAGCUCUUCAAAGAAUUGGAGAAAGCGAACCAACAUCUGAAAAAGUACAACCACGUGAACAAAAAGGCGUUAGACCAGUUCAUAAGCUUCUCAGAACAGAAGGAGAAACUGUAUAAGAGAAAAGAGGAACUCGACAUUGGUGGUGAAAAGAUUCGUGAAUUAAUCGAAGCUCUGGAGCAUCGGAAACUAGAAGCAAUCCAGUUCACAUUCAAGCAAGUGAGCAAGAAUUUCACGGAGGUUUUCAAGAAACUCGUACCGCAGGGGCGUGGUUCACUCAUAAUGCGUGUGGCCGCCGAUGACCCUAAUGAUGUCGCACCUGAACGCGCAAACGCGGAGCAGUUCUCGGGCGUCGGCAUCCGCGUGUCGUUCACGGGCGGCGAGGGCGACAUGCGCGAGAUGAACCAGCUCUCCGGCGGGCAGAAGUCGCUCGUUGCGCUCGCGCUCAUCUUCGCGAUACAGAAGUGCGACCCCGCGCCCUUCUACCUCUUCGACGAGAUCGACCAGGCCUUAGACGCGCAGCACCGCAAAGCAAUAGCGAACAUGAUCCACGAGCUGUCGUCGAGCGCGCAGUUCAUCACGACCACGUUCCGGCCGGAGCUGCUGGAACACGCGCACAAGUUCUACGGAGUCAAGUUCCGGAACAAAGUGUCGCACGUCGAGUGCGUCACGCAGGAGGAGGCGCGGGACUUCGUGGAGGACAGCGCUACGCACGCGUAGAUUGUCUAUGAUUAAAUGUAUUUGUAUUAUGAGUUAUUAUUUCUUCCCUGUGGAUCCCUAUUAAUGUUCCCUAGUUAUAAAUCAUUUAGUAUAUAAACAAGAGUUUAUAUGGGUCGAGUUAUGAAACAGAGUCGCACGUGAGUGCGUGACGCAGGAGGUGGUGCGGGACUUCGUGGAGGACAGCGCUACGCACGCGUCGAUUGUUUAUGAUUAAAUGUAUUUGUAUUA
Messenger RNA from Zerene cesonia (dogface butterfly), 3943 nucleotides. RefSeq names its product structural maintenance of chromosomes protein 3 (gene SMC3). The record is from RefSeq and is a predicted model, not a curated record. Lineage: Eukaryota; Metazoa; Arthropoda; Insecta; Lepidoptera; Pieridae. Gene Ontology annotation, cellular component: chromosome. Gene Ontology annotation, biological process: mitotic sister chromatid cohesion. Gene Ontology annotation, molecular function: protein binding; ATP binding; cohesin loader activity. The transcript is spliced from 23 exons. The coding region runs from base 104 to 3715 and encodes 1203 amino acids.